AUGUUCAGGACCGCGCCGCGCCGCUUCGCAGCUUCGCUGUGGCGGAGCGCAGAGAGCCUGUCACAAUUGGAGGCCGGCUACCAGACCGGCAUCAACAUCUCCAAAGCACAAGGCAUUGGCCAGCGGGGCUUCAUCGAUGCAAUUGGAAAGACGCCGCUCAUCCGUCUCAAGCGUCUCUCAGAGGAGACAGGCUGCAAUGUCCUAGGCAAGGCGGAAUUUCAGAAUCCUGGUGGCAGUGUGAAAGACCGUGCCGCCCUCUACGUCGUGGAGAAUGCCGAAAACCUGGGGUUACUGAAGCCUGGCGGCACCGUCAUUGAGGGAACCGCAGGCAACACCGGCAUCGGCCUCGCACACGUCUGCCGUUCGAAGGGUUAUAAGCUGGUCAUAUACAUGCCCAAUACGCAGUCGCAAGGCAAGAUCGACUUGCUGAGACUGUUGGGUGCUGAGGUGUACCCGGUACCUGCUGUCGCGUUCGACAACCCACAGAAUUACAACCACCAGGCCAAGAGGCAUGCAGAGAGCCUGGACAACGCUGUGUGGACGAACCAGUUCGAUAACGUCGCGAAUCGGCAGGCGCACAUCGAGACUACCGGCCCAGAGAUCUGGUAUCAGACGGAGGGCAAGGUUGAUGCAUUUACCUGUGCGACAGGCACCGGAGGAUCACUCGCGGGCGUCACCCGGUACCUAAAAGAGAAGAGCGACGGAAGAGUGAAAAGCUUCCUUGCUGAUCCUCCAGGGUCCGUCCUACACUCAUACAUCCAAAGUGGAGGCAAGCUUGCAGAGCGGGCCGGAGGCUCGAUAACAGAGGGAAUUGGUCAAGGGCGUGUCACGGACAACCUGAAGCCUGACAUUGAGCUUUUGGAUGGCUCGCUGCACAUUAGCGAUGAGAAGACCAUCGAGAUGGUCUACCGAUGUUUGGACGAAGAGGGUCUUUACCUGGGCGCCAGCUCGUGCCUGAACGUCGUCGCAGCAAAGGAGGUCGCGGAGAAGCUCGGGAAGGGCUCCACUGUCGUCACACUACUUUGCGAUGGCGCCUAUCGCUACGCAGACCGACUCUUCUCUAAGAAGUGGCUCGAAGAGAAAAAGCUUCUCGGCGCGAUACCUCAGCACCUCACCAAGUACAUCGUCCUACCGUAA
Messenger RNA from Didymosphaeria variabile, 1137 nucleotides. It is a transcript of the gene CYS17, whose product is annotated as Cysteine synthase 1. Bases 1 to 1137 code for a protein of 378 amino acids. Gene Ontology annotation, cellular component: cytoplasm. The transcript has 2 exons. Gene Ontology annotation, molecular function: cysteine synthase activity. Lineage: Eukaryota; Fungi; Ascomycota; Dothideomycetes; Pleosporales; Didymosphaeriaceae. The record is from RefSeq and is a predicted model, not a curated record.